This is a messenger RNA of Peronospora farinosa, 1353 nucleotides long. Lineage: Eukaryota; Oomycota; Peronosporomycetes; Peronosporales; Peronosporaceae. The record is from the annotation of a GenBank genome assembly.
AUGCGCAGUGAAGGAGAAGACGAUGCAUCUCUUUUGCCCCUUCUCGGUGGAGCAUUAGAACAACAGGUUAAUGACCACAUUAACCCUGCAAUUGCAUACGGGACGUACCAGCACGCGGUCGGGAUACGGUCAACAAAGACCGUUGUAUUAGGUGGUUCAAGUCUCAAUUCAGCAAAGAAAUUUGAAUGCCAAUUCGACGCUGGGCCAAAAAACAGUCGAGUGCUUGUGAUGAUUUUCGAUCGGGAAGGAAGACCGACAUUCAAGGAAAUGAGUCGCCAGGAAGUGCUUCGAAUGACGCAAGAAGCUGCAGAACCAAAGGAAAAAGUCGUCUCUGAAGACAUGUCGUCACCGAAUUUGGAAAAAUUAUUUCCACCAUUGCGCAGACGCAGUAGUUUAACAAGUGUUAGUGUUAGGAGAUUGGGUCAACAAUCUCGCACUGCAAGUCAACAGGAUCUUUAUACUCCUGUCAGUGUUCAGCUCGUUCAUUCUCGCGACAUUCGCAAGAUGGAGAAUGCAUUCUCAGUGACAAACGAGCCUCGGAUUACUGUUCGAAAACAAGCGAUCUUGAUCAGUGCUGAUCCUCUGCGCGCUAUUAUUCUACGAGACACGUGUUUGAUAUACGUCCCUGACGAAGCCGACACCCUCCUGUUGAUCUUGGAAUCAAAGUUUGCCGAAAGUACGCUUGAGGACAAUGCUCCGUUUGAGUUCAGAGCUUUGGAAGCAUUGCUGUCGACACUAUCACGUUACUUUGAACUGCAGUACGAAGAAUUAUCACCUGCUGUUAUCGGGGCUGUGGAUGGUCUUAUGCAUGGUGGUUUGGAUGCUCGAAAGCUUGAAAAGUUGCGCGAGUUGAAAAACACUGUCAACGAAUUCGAGGCUCAUGUUGAUGGGGUACGUCGUGUACUCAUGAUGUUAUUGGACAAUGAAGAGAAUCUUCGUCUGCUGUUCCUUACCAAAUUGUACAACGAGCCAAACCUGCUGUCGGAUCUUUGGAGCAUUGAUGGAGAAGAGAUUGAAGUGCUGAUUGAGAAUUAUCUUCAAGAUAUUUUCUCUACUCGUACAAAAUCUGAGCUACUGCAGCAUCGCAUUUCCAACGCUGAAAGCCUCGUCAUGAUGCAGCUCGACUCGAUGCGAAAUUACUUGCUCGGUGUCGACCUCAUCGUUUCCAUUGUGGUCAUCAGUAUCUCGAUAGGCACCUUCAUCACUGGAAUAUUUGGCAUGAACCUUCAUUCUGGACUCGAGUCGACUGACGGUUGGUUCCUAAGUGUUGCUAUUUUCACUGUUUUGCUCUCUCUCAUUUUGACAAUUAUCGGCAUUUUCUACUUUAAACUUAAAGGGGUUCUCCUUCAGUAG